Molecule: messenger RNA, 1182 nt
Organism: Closterium sp. Naga37s-1
Lineage: Eukaryota; Viridiplantae; Streptophyta; Zygnematophyceae; Desmidiales; Closteriaceae
Source: the annotation of a GenBank genome assembly
AUGCGGCAAAGGAGAUUAACUCCGCUACUAGUAUGGUCGCUCGGCGCGCUGCUCCUCGCGUCGCUUGCACUUCCACUCACACAGGCUUCCGUUUCCGCCACAACGUCCGUGAAACCAACCGGUGUCGGCACGACCACCGGCGGCACAACCGGCGCCGUCGCAGCCGGCGGGGACGGCGGCGAUGCGGGGGAUGACGUCAUCAGCGGAAGCUACACCCCGCCGCCCAAGUGCCCGGCGGGGGAUGCGACGUGCGCGGGGGGGGCGGGGGCGGCGGCGGACCCCGACUCGCCGCCGGCCGUGGCGGAGUGCCCCACGGGGGAACGACGGUGCUCCAACGGAGCGUGCGUUAAGAUCGGCAUGCUCUGCACGCUCUCCCUGCAGUGCACGGCGGGCCAGUUCCGCUGCCACGACAGCAGCGGGUGCGUGCCGGACUCGGCGGUGUGCGACGGGCAGGAGGACUGCAACGACGGGUCGGACGAGUCGGGCGACGACUGCGAGCUGAUUAGCGGCUGCUUGGCGCAGGGGCUGGCCGCCUGCCCCGCAGACGCGCAGUGCAUUGGUCUUCGGAAGUUCUGCGACGGCGUGAAUGACUGCAAGAGCGGGUCGGAGGAGGGCGAGGACUUCUGCUCCACUUACAGGUGUCCACGUGGCACCUUCAAGUGCCCCUCCUCGCCGCUCAUCUGCCGCCCAGGCGCCAUGUGCGACGGCAAGAACCACUGCCCUGUAACGAAUCCCGACCUGUCUUAUACAGAGGAUGAAGACCCAGUGAUGUGCAGCAGCUUCACCCGGCCUAUAGACCCCCGCACAGGGCUUCCCACCAGCGGUGCCACCGUCACCCAGGUGGGAGACCUACUCGGCCCAGGCAAGAAAGGCAAGAGCGGAGGGAGUGGUGGAGGGACGGGUGGUGGGAAGAGUGGCAGGAGUGGUGAUGGGAAGGGGAGUGGUGGUGGGAAGGGGAGUGGUGGUGGUAAGGGAAGUGGUGGUGGGAAGGGGAGUGGAGGUGGAAAGGGUAAAGGGAGUGGAGGAAGUGGGGAUAAUGGAGGGAGUGGGAAGGGGAGUAAGGUAGAUGCAUCAGGGGAGGUGAAGAAGCAGGCAGACAAGGUGAAAGCAGCAGCGGACAAGGUCAAGCAAAAAGUGAAACCAACGGGAAUCGUUGUGCCUAAGCGCGGGGGCGGAAAUUAA